GCUUAGAGUUUCCGGGGAGGGGGUGCAGAGGAGGACCCGCGCGAGGCGAUUCUUACGGCAGAGGAGGCGGCAAUGGCCGUGGGGAUCCGGGGGCUGCGCCUCUGGCGGGCCGCCCCCAGUGGCGGGGCUGGCUGGAGGUCGAUCGCGACGUCGCCAGCCUCCCGCCUGUCCCCGACCGAACGGGCAGAAAGGCAGAACGAUCUCUUCAAUCAAGAGAAGAACAGGCAGCUGUCCUUCACUCCUCGCACCGAGAAGAUCGAAGUUAAACACGUUGGGAAAACCGACCCUGGCACGGUUUUUGUGAUGAAUAAAAACAUUUCCACUCCUUACAACUGUGCCAUGCAUUUAAGUGAGUGGUACUGCAGGAAGUCCAUUCUGGCUCUUGUGGACGGACAGCCUUGGGACAUGUAUAAACCUUUGACCAAAUCCUGUGAAAUUGAAUUUCUUACUUUCAAAGAUCGUGAUCCAGGAGAAGUGAAUAAGGCUUAUUGGCGUUCUUGUGCCAUGAUGAUGGGCUGUGUGAUAGAGAGGGCAUUCAAAGAUGAAUAUGUGGUCAGUUUGGUCCGAGCUCCAGAAGUUCCUGUAAUCUGUGGAGCCUUCUGCUAUGAUGUAGUUCUGGAUAAGAGACUUGAUGAGUGGAUGCCAACAAAAGAGAAUCUACGUUCCUUCACGAAAGAUGCUCACACUUUAAUUUAUAAAGAUCUUCCAUUUGAAGUUCUGGAAGUGGAAGCAAAAGUGGCAUUAGAAAUAUUUCAGCACAACAAGUACAAAAUGGAUUUCAUAGAAGAGAAGGCGUCUCAGAACCCUGAGAGAAUAGUUAAGCUACACAGGUUUGGUGACUUCAUUGAUGUGAGUGAGGGUCCUCUUAUCCCAAGAACAAGUAUUUGUUUCCAGUAUGAAGUGUCGGCAGUUCAUAAUCUUCAAGCCACCCCAUUGGGUCUUGUACGAAGAUUCCAGGGUCUGUCUUUACCCGUACACUUAAGAGCACAUUUUACGAUAUGGAAUAAGUUGUUGGAAAGAUCUCGGAAAAUGGUAAUUGAAGAUCAAACUAAACCUACAGAGGAAAGUGCAUCGACCUAAUAACUUCCUAAAAUUUAAAUAUGUAUAAUAAAAUAAAAAUUUUAUAUGAAA
Messenger RNA from Mustela lutreola (European mink), 1131 nucleotides. RefSeq names its product mitochondrial ribosomal protein L39 (gene MRPL39). The coding region runs from base 73 to 1080 and encodes 335 amino acids. Gene Ontology annotation, molecular function: nucleotide binding; RNA binding. Lineage: Eukaryota; Metazoa; Chordata; Mammalia; Carnivora; Mustelidae. The transcript is spliced from 10 exons. Gene Ontology annotation, cellular component: mitochondrion. The record is from RefSeq and is a predicted model, not a curated record.